AAUUAGGCAUUAGCUACAUUUUUAACCUUGCUUCAAUGACCUAUUUACCAACCGUUAAAUUCAUCUGUUUAAUAGCUAGAAAUGAAUAAUGGAAUAUUGGAGCGUUUCGUUCCGUUAUUUUGAAAACAUUUUGCAAUUAGUCGUUGUUGCAUGAUGAUAAUGCACAUUUUUCUUUAAUCGAUAAUGUUUUUGAAAAUAGGCUUGCGUGCGUGGACCACUACCAUUUGUUUUUUCAGCUUCCGCAAUUUUUGCUUAUGUGAUUUCGGUUUUGUCCCUGCAUUAUUCAUCCACUUCAUUUUUAAUUUCAAUUUCAAUUUUUUGCAAUAAUUCAUAAACAGACUUACACUUUUAAUUUGCAAAAUUCCCCUCCUCUGAUUUCUCAUAUCUUGAGCACUUGUUUUAGAUGAUAGAUUAGGAGCAACAGUUCAAAGCAGAAAAGCUCCAACCUUUAUACCCUUUAGUUUCUAUUGUGAGCAGGGUUGGUUGGUUUGUGAGUGAGGCUGAGGGGAAAGGGGAGUGAUUGUGAGGGACGUUUUCCUAAAGGUUUAUCAUUAUGGUUUCUUUACAUAAUGAUUUUUCAGUCUUAUACAUUCUCACCAUUAUACUAACUAGUUCCAUGCGAUGUUGAGUUUGCUCAUUUGUUGAUGCAGACUGACCAAAUUAAAGUCAUAGCAGUUUUGCAGAUGGAAAACAAUUAGUAACAUUUUUCCAACUGAAAUCUCUUCUGGAAACAAAAAGGUAUUUUCAAAGCUGGAGCUUGGAAUGUUUAUCCAACUGAUCUCAGAUUAGAACUGAAGCCCGGAAGUUAUCCACCAGCAUGAGUAGAAAACUUAUUGAUGGGUUCAAACCAGAGAAGUCUUCUCUAUCAUAUGCUGAUGUUCAUAAUGAAAUUACCAGGAAUUUGGCAGAGAAUUCUUUAAAAAGUUUUCCGAAUCAGCAAAAGCAAGCAACUUGUGGAAGAGAAAAUGAGGAAGACGAGGUUGUUAAGUAUAUGUCGAGUUUACCAGGUUAUUUGGAGAGGGGAGAAAAAAUCCCUGAUAAGUGUUUGAAUGUUGGAGUCCUUGAUUGGGCCAGUCUAGAACAUUGGCAGUACAGCCAUAAACAUGUACCCCACAGUAGUAGCCGGUGCUCAACAUCGUCUAGUAAUGCAUCAUCUUCUAUUCGUACGGAGGAAUUAUCUGGCAAUUCUAGAAGGGGUCUAAAUUGGUCUCCUUCUCGUCAAAGGAUAAUCCGUCCGUCAUUGCAACCUCACUCAAUGGCUUCUACAAAGCAAGAUCAUUCUAUUGCUGUCAAAUCCUCUGGAGAAAAUGUUGGAAAUCGUCUGAAUCUUAGAGGCAGCCACAGUGAUAUUGACAUACAGAGAAAAUAUGUUCGGACUGUUGAUCAUCUUUCCCAAAACCAUCCUACCAGUAUACUGAAAGCAUGUGACAAGAAACAAUUACGUCCACAUAUUAUUAAGGAAAGGGAUAUCUUGCCAAAUGGCCGAAUUUAUGAGGCAGCAUCAUGUGGUAAGCUGGUAAUGAGCACUCAAGCUAAUCAAAUGGAAAAGAAAGUGGAGAAUUUACGAGAACAAAAUAUUGAUGCGCAUGAUAUGCUUGGGAAAAGAGAUCCCAUUGUUCUUAUUUUACCUAGAGAAAUCCCUGAAAAAAACAGUCAUUGUGGAGCUCCUGAUAUGCAAACCACCUUGGAUCAGAGGUUAGGAAGCCAUAGUCAAACAAGAUUUUCAAUAAAUCCUAAGGAACCUCCCCGUACAUAUCUGAACUGCAAUGUUUCACACUCCUGUUCUCUGCCAGAUGAACUUAGCGAAAGCCAUUCUCAACCUAAAGAGUCACGAUCCAGUUCCAUAGAUUCAGAAAGUUUUAAAAUUCCUGUUUCUAUUUUUUCAGAACCUUCAGCACCUGUACCGGUCAGAAUGAGAAUGAGUCCAUCCAAAUGUAGAAAGGCUGAGGAAAGGAAACACACCAUUGCUGUAUCUUCAUCUGCAAAUGAGCCUCCCAGGGAAGUAAACCAGAAAGUAACUGCUGAGAAAUCAAGAAGCUCUUCACCUUUCCGUCGAUUUAGCUUCAACAUUGGCUUCACAAGUAAAGUUUCUGGUUGUAAAGAGGUUGCACAUGUGCCACACCAGAGCUCCACAGCCACCCUUAAACCUAGUUCAGAAAAUGUGAGAGGCUAUGCUAACUCAAACAUUACAGGCCGUGAUAAACCUGGAAAUGCUGGCAAAAGCAGGUCCAGCCCUUUGAGGAGACUCCUUGAUCCGCUGGUGAAACCGAAGGCAACAAACUACCAUCAUUCUGUGGAGUUAUCUCAAAAAGAUUCAGAAAAUGCGAGAGGUCAUGCUGGCUCAAACAUAUCAGGUGCUGCUGGCAAAAGCAGGUCCAGCCCUUUAAGGAGAUUACUUGAUCCACUUCUAAAACCAAAGGCAGCAAACUGCCAUCAUUCUAUGAAUUUAUUUCAAAAAGAGUCAGUGUUAACAAAUAAGAAUUGUAGGCCAGGUAAUGGGAAAUGUUCCACUCUACUGCCAGAGAAAGAAUUGGACAAAGACCAGAGGUUUGGCUGUUCCACAGUCAACAAUGCGGAAUCGUCAAAUUACGAGAGGUAUAUGCCAUCAGCAUCUCAAGCUCUACUGAGAAUUUCCAUGAAGAAUGGUCAGCCCCUUUUUACAUUUGCUGUUGGCAACAAUAGCAACAUUCUCGCUGCCACACUGAAGAACUCAACUGUUUCAAGACAAGAUGAAUGCAACAGUAUCUAUACUUUUUUCACUUUUAGGGAGGUUAAAAAGAAGAAUGGAAGUCGGACUAAUCACACGGGCAAAAGCAAAGGUUCUGAUUACGUUCCCCAAGUAAUUGCCCAAAUGAAGGUUCCUGAUUUGCUCUAUGAUUAUUCAAAUAGUCAAAAUUGCACGGACUCUAUCACAAAAGAGUUUGUUUUGUUUUCUGUAAAGUUAAAGCAAGGAGAUGCUCAGGUGACUGACUAUAUGCCAAAUGACGAGCUUGCUGCUAUAGUUGUCAAAUCACCCAAGUCUAUCAAUUAUGCACAUCAAAGCAGUUGCCAUAAGGAAUGUCAAGACUUAUUACAGGUAACAGUGGUGCUUCCAAGUGGGGUUCAUAGUCUUCCAAGCAAUGGAGGACCUUCAUCAUUGAUCGAGCGCUGGAAAACUGGUGGAUCCUGUGAUUGUGGUGGUUGGGAUUUGGCUUGUAAACUAAAAAUUCUUGCAAACAAUAACCAAACCUGCAGAAAAUCAAGAACAUCAGAAGCUUAUUUUGCAGAUCAGCAUGAGCUUUUCUUCCAGGGGAAUGACCAAGGUCCAGAUAACCGUCCUGUUUUCAAUUUUUCUCUCUUCGAACCUGGAGUAUAUUCAGUAGCUUUUGGCUCAUCACUUUCACCCUUGCAAGCAUUCUCCAUCUGCAUAGCAAUGGUGGAUGGCAAGCUCCCUUAUGAAAAUUCUGGAUCAAGAAACUCCAUUGAAGGAAAUAAUUGGAGGGAAUCUGUAUCGGUUCAAACAGAUGAACUAAAGGCUCAUGGUAAAUUUGAGGACAUUCCUGGAAGUUACGUUGCUUAUCCUCCGGUCUCUCCAGUUGGAAGGGUCUGAAGUUGAUGGAGUAAAGUUAUUUCUGACGCCUCCUUGCCAUUAAGUGCACAUCUCGGGUAGCCAGCAAAUAAUAGUUCUUUUAGAGUAGUAGUAUGUUAUUCAUAUCUGCUGCAUAGGUGAAAGCCUUGCAAGUUCAUAACUCGAUUAUAUAUCAUCAUUGUCAAAUAACAACCAGUUAAAUUGUGAAUAACAUGAGUAAAUUUUAUUGUAUCUUCUGGUAUUUCAUAUUUGUCCUAUUCACCUGGUUGACCAUUGAAUAAAUCAUUUAUUUACUGUUUCA
This is a messenger RNA of Cicer arietinum (chickpea), 3869 nucleotides long. RefSeq lists its product as uncharacterized. The record is from RefSeq and is a predicted model, not a curated record. NCBI's taxonomy places the organism in Eukaryota, Viridiplantae, Streptophyta, Magnoliopsida, Fabales, Fabaceae.